Molecule: messenger RNA, 936 nt
Organism: Peronospora belbahrii
Lineage: Eukaryota; Oomycota; Peronosporomycetes; Peronosporales; Peronosporaceae
Source: the annotation of a GenBank genome assembly
AUGGCUACAGAAGCAGGAUCAAUCUACAUUGAUGCCAUUCAAGUGGCAGUGCUGACGAAUGAGAUUGAUGGUCACAAAUUGGUGAAUGAAGAGAUGCGAGGUUUGGAAAAUGAGGUCAAGCUAAUCCAAGACCCAUGGUACGCCCAGCGAAGUGCUCUGGACAUGGCGAAAGAUCUUGCCAUGAGUGAUAAUGUAGCUGUGGACGCCGCUGAUUCUGCACUAGCCGCCCGUAUCGCUGAGCUCCGGUCAACCUUGACGGAGUACGAGAUGGAGGUACUUCGUGCUCUUGGCAAGGACUGCGGCGAAAUCAUCGGAGAAGUUGCUCGUACCGUUCGCCCCACAAUGACGGAGUGGGAAAUUGCAAGCCGAUUGUCUGCCAAGAUGUGGGACCGUGGAAUCACGCCCGUAGUGGUGCUUGUUGCAGCGGACGAGCGCGUUGACAAUAUUCGCCAUCCUCUGCCGACGAAGAAGCGCGUGAAGAACAAAGCGAUGCUUGUGAUCUGUGGUCAGCGUGCAGGACUAAUCGUUUCAACUACCCGUCUAGUGUAUAAUAUCACGACGGCGCCGACUGCUACGAUCCCGGACGAUCUAUUACGCCGGCACGAAGCUACCACAUACGUGGAUGCCGUUCUAAUGGCAACACCCGUAUUGCUGGAACAAAGGCCGACGAUAUGCUCAAGAUUGCACAAGCUGCUUACGCUGAAAGGGGCUACGAUGGCGAAUGGAAAUUUCGCCACCAAGGCGGUUGUGCUGCCUAAGAGCCGUGAGUGGGUAGCAAACCCGUCUGUCCACCGAGUGACAGGCUUAAACCAGGCAUACGACUGGAAUCCACCGGUUGCAGGUACCAAGUCCGAAGAUACGGUACUCUGCUACGCCGACUCCCAAGGUGCACCAGUUGUGGAAGUCAUCACGCCGUCCAUGUUGGUCAGUCAUUGA